AUGUGCUGCACUUUAGACGCUAUAAAUCUGGCGAAGACGUCGACACCGGUGGUGGAGAUCACCAAAGAUGGCGACGUGUUUUCGCUCAAGACGUUGACCGCCAUUAAGAACUCGGAGAUUAAGUUCGAGUUGGGAAAGGAGUUCGAGGAGGCGCGCAUGGAUGGCAAGAAUGUCAAGGGCAUCAUUGUGGAAAGUAUAGAUAGUCGAUAUCGAUACCUUUAG
This is a messenger RNA of Oppiella nova, 222 nucleotides long. Lineage: Eukaryota; Metazoa; Arthropoda; Arachnida; Sarcoptiformes; Oppiidae. The record is from the annotation of a GenBank genome assembly.